Molecule: messenger RNA, 1412 nt
Organism: Musa acuminata AAA Group (dessert banana)
Lineage: Eukaryota; Viridiplantae; Streptophyta; Magnoliopsida; Zingiberales; Musaceae
Exons: 7
Coding region: 76-912 (278 amino acids)
Source: RefSeq, a predicted model, not a curated record
UCCGCUCUCGUCGGAGCCGCAGCAGAAGCAAACCGGCACCGAAAUGGCCCCUCGCGGUCGCCGCGGAUUGAGAAGAUGAGAAGAGGCGGUCGCCUCUCCGCCUUCUGUUCUCUCCCUCUCGUACGUCGCAUCUUCUCCCAAUCGAUCAUGAAUCGUGUGCUGCGAUCCGCUCUCGUUGGCUCUCCCGUUUCUCCCCUCUCGCCGAUGCCCGUCUCCUUCUUCCAUUCCACCCCCCUCUUGGAGCGCCGGAGGAAGAACUACUGGCACCCUCGAUUCAAUUACUGUGUAAAACGGAAGAGAAAGAUGGAAUCUAAAAGGACACAAGUUCGCAACCUCUCGGACUAUGCGGAGUAUCUCUUUCAGAGCUGGCGAGAUGAAGUUGAACAGAAUUCAUCAACUCGUGAAACACCAUGGUUUAGAAGACAUUAUUGGGCCAUGGGAGCAAAGAAGAAUGGUUAUCCUGAUCCACUAUGGGAAUCUAAUAGCAAUAAGAAGAAAAGAGUCUUUGAAUUCUAUCAAAGUGAUGACGAUGAUGACGAUGACGAUGUUGAGACUAUAUUUCAUUCUGCAUUUGGAGGGACACGAUUCUCUUAUUGGUCUUUUCACAGUUCUCAAGAUUCCCAUUGGAGUCAUUCUGGCCACACUUCUCAUAAAAGCAGGAAUUGGACAUAUGAAACAGAUGAUGAAAAUGAUUAUUCUGCUCAACCAGAAUUCACAUCUGAAAGGCUAGCUCUUGGUUUGAGAGCAUUUGGUCCUUUAAACAUAGAAGAAGUCAAAAGAGCAUACAGAACAUGUGCUCUGAAGUGGCAUCCAGAUCGACACCAAGGUUCAUCAAAGGUGAUCCUGGGCCAAGAAUCAUCCAAGAUCAUGUUGAUAUGUGCUCAAGGAUUAGACGGGAUCAGGCAGGGAUGAUUUAACCUAUUCCUAUCUGGAAGCAGCAGAGGAGAAAUUCAAGCAUUGCAGUGCAGCAUACAAGACAUUAUGCAAUAAGCUAGCUAUCGGUGAAUGUAGCGUUAGAUCAUGCUAAUUAAGCUGGUUCAUCAGUGCUGUUGUAUCAAUGAGUAGGCUUUACAGAAUUCAUUUGUUUUUGGAAUAAUUUGAGCAUCCAGAUCAAAAGUGUCAGAGAUACAGAAUGCAACUAUUAUGACAAUUCUCAGCAUCACACAUCAUCUCGGCAUCUGCAGAGUCUUUUAGAAAGAAAGUUUCUUGAUCUUGGCAUUAGGAAAAAUUGUUAGAAGAAAAGCUCCAUCUUCCACAAUAUUUCUUUGGUAACACUUUCUAAGUGUUGGUCUUAUAUGUCUGUCUAUUUUAAAUGGAAAUAACAUGAUUCAUAAGACAGCCAUGUUUAUCUAUUUCAUCUCACACAUGAAUAUUUGUUUUUAUGUAAUAUAUUGGAUUCUCGGUUUGAGCCA